UUUUGUCGUGCAUUGUUAAUACUUGUUGACACCCCCAGCACCAGUUUUGUUAUUAACUAUUAAUAAAUUUCGUCAGCAAUACAUGUAGUGUGAAAGGUAGUUGAGCCACUUCCAGAUCUGUCAUUUGUACGUGUCACAAUUUUUGAGGUUAUGAUUGUCAAUUUAAAACCCCAGUGCCAUGUCUUGGAUCGCCAACUCCCCUCUCACGUACUUGCAGCAGUUCUGCGUUAACGUGAUAAAAUGCGGCCCCAUCCCCAAGCACAUCGCCAUCAUCAUGGACGGCAACCGGCGCUACGCCACCAAAGCUAAAGUCGAAAAGGCUGAGGGGCACACCAGAGGCUUUGACAAGCUGGCCGAAGCCCUGCAGUGGUGUCUCGAGCUCGGCAUCCCCGAAGUCACGGUCUACGCCUUCAGCAUCGAGAAUUUCAAGCGCAGCCAAAGUGAAGUGGACACUUUGAUGAAGCUGGCCACCGAGAAGUUCCAGAAGUUGUUGGACGAAAGGGAGAAAAUUAUGGCUGAGGGGGUGUGCAUUCGGAUAAUCGGGAACAUGUCGUUGUUGUCGCAGGAGCUGCGGAAACUAAUAGCAGAGGCUGUGCUUAUGACGAAGGACAACAACAGGGCAUUUUUGAACGUGGCGUUCGCGUAUACAGCGCGGGACGAGAUGGUGAAUACGGCGAGGAAGGUGGUGGAAGGGGUGGAAAAGGGGGCCAUCGAGGCGGACGAUGUUGAUGAGGAUUUGAUUUCGAGGUGUUUGUAUACUGGGGAUAGGCAGGAUCCGGAUAUAAUCGUGCGCACGUCGGGGGAGGUUAGGUUUAGUGAUUAUUUGUUGUGGCAGAUUUCUAAUAGUUAUAUUUGUUUUACGGAGGUGUUAUGGCCGGAGUUUUGUAUCUGGCAUUUAUUGGCGUGCGUUUUUAAGUAUCAAAGGUGUUACAAUGAUCUGAAAAAGAACAAUGUUAAAAUUAUUAAAAAUGAAAGGGUGAAGAGUUUUGUUGAAGGGUUAGAACAAGAAAAGCUGAUGCAACUUAAAAGUUAUAUAUGAAAUAAAUAUGAUGUUAGGAAA
Messenger RNA from Zophobas morio, 1060 nucleotides. Its product is annotated as dehydrodolichyl diphosphate synthase complex subunit DHDDS-like. Bases 179 to 1039 code for a protein of 286 amino acids. The transcript has a single exon. Gene Ontology annotation, cellular component: endoplasmic reticulum; dehydrodolichyl diphosphate synthase complex. Gene Ontology annotation, biological process: polyprenol biosynthetic process. The record is from RefSeq and is a predicted model, not a curated record. Gene Ontology annotation, molecular function: ditrans,polycis-polyprenyl diphosphate synthase [(2E,6E)-farnesyl diphosphate specific] activity. Lineage: Eukaryota; Metazoa; Arthropoda; Insecta; Coleoptera; Tenebrionidae.